This is a messenger RNA of Hemibagrus wyckioides, 2635 nucleotides long. RefSeq names its product cholinergic receptor, nicotinic, alpha 3 (gene chrna3). Gene Ontology annotation, molecular function: acetylcholine-gated monoatomic cation-selective channel activity; transmembrane signaling receptor activity. The record is from RefSeq and is a predicted model, not a curated record. The transcript is spliced from 6 exons. Gene Ontology annotation, cellular component: postsynaptic membrane; synapse; neuron projection. Lineage: Eukaryota; Metazoa; Chordata; Actinopteri; Siluriformes; Bagridae. Gene Ontology annotation, biological process: nervous system process; monoatomic ion transmembrane transport; signal transduction. Bases 90 to 1754 code for a protein of 554 amino acids.
ACCGGUGUGCUUCCUUCAUUCUCUCUCUUAUUUUCUCCCUCUCAACAAGAUCCAUGGAUUAAACCUACGAGGACUUCUUGUUGGAUUUCAUGAUGAACACUACGCUUUUUCUCGUCACCCCUUUGUGCUACUUUCUCCUUUUCUAUCUCCUCUUCCACAGAGGAACGUGUUCCGAAGCUGAGCAUCGACUCUUUACUGUCAUCUUCGCUAACUAUAACCAGUACAUCAGACCUGUGGAGAACGUCUCUGACCCAGUGAUUGUCCAGUUUGAGGUGUCCAUGUCCCAGCUAGUGAAAGUGGAUGAAGUUAACCAGAUUAUGGAGACAAAUCUGUGGCUAAGACAUAUAUGGAAUGACUACAAAUUGAGGUGGAAUCCCAAAGAGUUUGGAGGUGUGGAGUUCAUCCGUGUCCCGUCCAACAAGAUUUGGAAGCCGGACAUUGUGUUAUAUAACAACGCAGUGGGAGACUUCCAGGUGGAUGAUAAAACCAAAGCUCUUCUUCGCUACAACGGAGAUGUGACCUGGAUUCCUCCUGCCAUUUUCAAAAGCUCUUGCAAAAUCGAUGUCACCUAUUUUCCCUUCGACUACCAGAACUGCACCAUGAAGUUUGGCUCAUGGACCUAUGACAAGGCCAAGAUUGAUCUGGUACUGAUUGGUUCUACAAUCAACCUGAAGGAUUUCUGGGAAAGUGGGGAGUGGAUGAUUAUCGAUGCUCCAGGCUACAAGCAUGAUAUUAAAUACAACUGUUGUGAGGAGAUCUACACUGACAUUACCUACUCGCUCUACAUCCGUCGACUUCCUCUUUUCUACACCAUCAACAUGAUCAUCCCGUGCCUGCUCAUCUCAUUCCUGACCGUCCUGGUGUUUUAUCUUCCAUCAGACUGUGGUGAAAAAGUGACGCUUUGCAUCUCGGUUCUCCUCUCCCUCACUGUCUUCCUCUUGGUCAUCACUGAAACCAUUCCAUCCACCUCAUUAGUCAUUCCACUGAUUGGUGAGUACCUGCUAUUCACCAUGAUCUUCGUCACACUUUCUAUAGUCAUCACGGUCUUUGUGCUUAAUGUGCAUUAUCGAACACCCAAGACUCACACCAUGCCACGUUGGGUGCGCCAUGUAUUCCUUAGCCUCCUUCCCAAAAUCAUGUUCAUGACCAGGCCUGAGCGAGACCCGGGAAAGCAUAAAAAUUUGGGACCCCCUCAUCGAUCGUGUUCCCUCCAUUCUUCUGCGUCCUUCCCUCAACAUCUCAGCAAGCAACAGAGCCUUCCAGGCAGCCUUCCUCGACGCACUCAGCUCUUACUCAGCACCGAGCUGAACACCCUGAGUGAAGCUGUUAAGGCCAGCUCAAGCUUCUUGUGCAGAGAUGAGCGAUGUACCUGCUACUUAAGGCAGCUCUCUACCAAACUGCCCACGAAUGGAAACGGAGGGGCCGGAGUGGGCAGUUUGGGGGCAGUUAGUGGAGCAGGUGUAAUAGUAGGUAGUGGAGCAGGAGGAAGUAGCCCUUGUUCAAGCUCAGAGUCUCUGGAUGGGGGACUUUUGACUCUCUGUACACUCUCACCAGAAGUCCGGGAAGCUAUUGAGAGCGUUAAGUACAUUGCAGAGAAUAUGAGGCUACAGAAUGAAGCCAAAGAGGUCCAGGACGACUGGAAAUACGUGGCCAUGGUGAUUGACAGAAUCUUCUUGUGGGUGUUUAUCCUGGUGUGCAUUCUGGGAACAGCAGGACUCUUUUUACAGCCUCUCCUCAUGGGAGAAGACAUGUGAUCCUCCAUGAUCAAUCUUAAACAGACUUGACUAAGUGGCGAAACUUUAGUAACAGCAAACUGAGGAUGUAGUCCUUGUGCUUAGUUCAUAGCUUUUUUCAUAGACUUCCAUGAAGCCGAUGGAAAACUCCUUUUGGGGUUUUCUGGUUCUGAUGUUAUCUAUUGUACAGUGUAUUGUUAAACGUCAUGAAUGAAUGGAUUUUCAAGCUUCUUUUUCUAUAAUAAAAAUGUUAAUGCUGUAAGCCGAGCAUAACUAUGCAAAUUGUGUCACAUAUUUGUCCAGGCUUUGUGGACAGUGCCAUCCAGUGGGUGUAUCAGGCAUUACCAGCUAAACUAUCCUACCUGCAAGGCAUUACUCAUAGUAUACUAUACAUCACAUUGUUCAUCGGGACCCGACAACUGAAUGAGGACAUGGUUGUAGAUUCAUCUUAAACAAACCUCUUUUGUUCCCAAUGCUAGCACAUGUCCCUUAUUUCUACAAACGACAUGACCAGGAGUGUAUUAAAUGCAUUCAGUGUAAGUCAGGGGUGUUCAGUUUGAUCCUCAGAGAGUCAGGGUGAGUGCAGGAUUUCUUCAAUCAAGCAGGAGCCACACCUCAUUCCACCUGGUUAAUCAGAUGAUCUUGGCUCAAGUGUUGCUUCUUCUUGGUUGGAAUGAAAAUCUGCACCCACACGCCCCUUUUCCGGAUAAGAAUAAACAUCUAAGUCAUUUGUGAAUUUUAUAGAUUUCUUGUUCAUGUGAAUAAAAUCUCAAGUUAUAUUCCGCAAAGCUCCAAAUGUUUUAUUUUCUUUCUGUAAUAUCUAUUAGAAGUACAAAAGAAGUCCAUAACCAAUUGAUCAAUAUCAUUUAAAUCUAAUAUAGGAUUCUAGCUUUUAAUAUCUU